This is a messenger RNA of Ceratina calcarata, 7498 nucleotides long. RefSeq names its product Rho GTPase activating protein at 102A (gene RhoGAP102A). Lineage: Eukaryota; Metazoa; Arthropoda; Insecta; Hymenoptera; Apidae. Gene Ontology annotation, biological process: signal transduction. The transcript has 12 exons. The record is from RefSeq and is a predicted model, not a curated record. Bases 1667 to 5917 code for a protein of 1416 amino acids.
UGGCAAACGAUGACAACGUCGUGGACACCACCUCCGGUCAGUCUGCGGUCCCAGGUACCCUAGACCGCAGCAGCCUCUUCCUCGAUCGUCUCUGCCCUCCUUCGACCGCGUCCAACGUCUCCUCUUUAUCUCUCCGCUUCUCGUUUCUGUCCUUCCCACUUCAAUUUUCCUCGCCGUCAUCGUAAUCUCUUCUUCCACCGCUCUUGACUCGCGUUCUCUCCGCGGUUCGGUCGUCUUCCUUCCACUCUCGCUGUCCGUCCGUGUCUUCCCUUUUUCCUCGCUCGUUCGCUCGCUCGGUUCUCUCUUCUCGCGUAAGAGAGGCAGGGGAGAGAAGGGGCAAAGACGCUUUUAGACACGGAGCGUCCACGAGCGUCGCGACGCCUUGAGAAGCAGUAGUCGCGUACCUUAGGCAGCUUCCACCUUGCCGGCUCGCGGCCGCACGUAACGUGAUUCUCCUCCACGUCUGCUCGACGUAACGUCGUCGCGAAUCUCACCGUUUCGCAUCGCCCCGGCUCCGAACGGCUCGUCGCUCCCUGGAGACACGGACAAACUCGAGGAACGGGGACGGAGCAGUGGUUCUCAGUUGGAGAACGCGGGCGCGCGCGCGCGCGCGACGCUCGACGGACGAUAGCUCGCUACGGUCCCGUUCUUCUAUGUGCACGAGUUAAAUUUGGGUCGAGGCUCUUCAUCGGCGAGCCUCUGGAAACGACAAACGAUUCGGUCGAUCUUUACGGAAUGGUCGACUCGGACAGAUCUCUGUGAUCCCGUGCGAGGUCGAUGGUGUACGCGCGAAUCGAUUUCGCGCGACCAGGGAAGGCGUGUUCCGUCGCCGUGGUGGAUACGGCAGUCGGUUCGAGGGAGAAGAGAAACAGUGGCAGUCAGCUGAAUUUCGGUGGGAUCUGCGAAGUCUAAAUUAAUCUGGAGCCCGUUGUUGUCCAAGUCCGGAACGCGCGGGCCUGUUGCUAGCCGGCGUAAAAAGAGCGUAAAGUUUCGUACGCGGAAUAAAAAUAAGCGCGAUACGGGGAGCCGAGAGAGUUGGAUUGGUUUCUGCGUUCUCGCCAGGUUAUGCGUAUCACGUUGGAAACAUCCAGGCGAUUUCCCACUCGACGAACAAGUGGCCAUUCGGCUUUUAUGUAUAUUCGAAGGAAGGGCAGACGCGACUUCUGCCGCGUAACGAUUCUCCAAAUACAGCCAAACCCUUCACCCUUGUUCACUUGAGCGUAACGCACAGUACAAGCACUCGACCAUAUCGACAUCAUUCCAUCCCGGGCCCGAGAUUCACCCAAUUUUCUUCCCGACGUCGUCCUUCCCACGAAAAAUUGCGCCGCUCGUCGGUCGGCCAGAAUCUUGGUCGCAAUUCUUCACCAGCUGCCGGCUCGGUUCCACCGUUGUGACAGAUCUGACGUGCAUCAGUGUCGUGCAAGUGCAGUGCCGCCGACCAUUCCGUUUCGUUCUUAGCGUGAGAAUUUCCAAUGAUGUCGAAAGCGUUCUGAUAACGCGAACGCCGCGCGUGUCUGAUGAUGAAAUAGUGCACCCUGGAGCCAGUGUUCGGGUCGUCGUCGUCGUCGUCGUCGUCGUCGUCGUCGUCGGUCGGUGAUCGUGUUCAAAGGGUAAAACCAAUUCCGCGAAAGUGGUUCGCGUGGCGAGGAAGGAGAAGAGCGCGACGAUGGCCGAGCGUCCGGGGGUUAGGAGACGUUCGCGUCGCGAUAGCAUGGAGACCGGUAGUGGCUCGGUACGAGGCACGCCUCCGACUUCUAAGGAUCGUAGGACCAAGCGAUCGAGCAAACCGUCGAAGGAACGAUGGCUGCUGACCAGAAAAACGUGGCGGUACAUGGCCGAUGCCGGGAGACGUUUGAUCCCGGACGGGACGCACAACAGGCCCGAGGAUAUCCCGAAGAUAGAGCAGUACUUUCAGGAAGUAUGCCAGAAGGAGCCGAGAUUUUUACUUUGGAGGAAGUCUUCUUAUCCGGGAACGUUGGGCUUUCGAUCACAGAGGCGACGGAGACACGUGAAAGGUGGCAGUUGCCGAACGAAGGCUAGCUCGGCCGACGAGGCCGAUGAUAUCAGGAGCAGCCCGUCGUCUCAAGGUUUCGUACUUCGCACCACGACGACGGGCAAGUUCGAUCUGGCCAAGGCUAAGAGAGAAUGGCUGUUGGCGGCUUCCGAAGGAGGAGGGAGUACACCGUCUAGUCCCGUGGAGCACAGGAAACUGUUCCAGCACGAGGAUGCUGAGACGAAAGCGUUGGCCGAUAUGCUGCAGAAGUACCUGAACAUGCAGAGCCAAGUCGCUGAUACGACGAAACCCUCUGGGAAAUUAGAGACGCUUAGCCAAGGAGAAGGAAAAGAGACGUUCGAUUAUCGAAGUUUGAUAGACAAGCUACAGCAGCAUCUGGAUUUGCUGCUCGCCCAAGCGAAACUCGAAGAACUUUCAAUCGAACGAGCAUCGGCAGACAAGGCCGUGACGGAAAAAGUUUCCAAGACCAUGCAACCGUAUCAGGGUGACUACGUGCACAAAUCGUUGAUGGACACUAUUAGCCGUUACUACAGUAAAUCCGGGACUCGCGAACACGUGAUCUCGGCUAUUCUAACGGAUCGGAAACUCUUGGAGAAGUUGUAUUUCGAUCUGAGGUGCACCAGGGGGUUCAGGGGGCCACGUGCUACCGGUGCGUACACGUCGCCGCCUUCUCGCUGGUGGCCUCACCAACGUAGCAGAGUUCCGACCAAGCGGGACUCUGAAGAGUGGCUUCCCGCGAGACGGGAACCUGUCUCCUUACCGCCUCUGAUAGCCGUACAAGAACCCAGCACCGAUCGCGUCGGUCCCAUGGAUCACGGCGUUCAAACGGAUCCGGUCCCUCGCGAAGUCAUCGACGCCAUCCUCUUGUUAGAGAAAGAGAAGGAAGAGUCAUCUUCCAGAGAGACGCCUGUACACAAACCGAGUGGUCGUAGACGAAGCAGCGUGGACAACGACGACGUUUCACCCUCGGUCAGUGAUACCAUCAAAAGAUAUCUGCGCAUGGCCAGAAAAAAGUCCAUGGAGGCCGACAAGGUCGACAGGUUCAAACGGGUCAACUACGAUAGAAAUCUAAGAAAUAUCAAGGCCAAGGGGGAGAUCACUAAGCUGAGCGACGACGAAGGGAACAAUAAGGGUUGUCAGACCGAUGAUAAUUGGGCUGUUAACUAUAGAGAAAUGUCCUCGACAGAGAAUCCAUUGGAGAAUUUGUCCGAUGCCGACACGACCACCUCGCCGCCGAGCAGAAACGCGAGCUCGAGGAGCAGCAUCGACGCUGGCCUCGGUUCCGAGGAACCUUUAACUCCUAAACAUCAUCAUCAUCAUCAUCAUCAGUCCUUUCUCUCCCAUCUCCUACACGGUUCUAACGCGCACAAGGAUAAGCCGCAUUCGGCACCCGGUUCACCGGCACUCACGUCAUCGUCCGCCAAUUCCGCAGGUGGCACAGCGAUGCAGAAGAGCAAGUCCUCGAGCAGUGUGGUGCAUCACGGCAGCCGACUGGUGGCCAAGAAGAUAUGGCGGUCGAGGAGCAAGAGCACUUCGAGGGCGUCCAAUCAACCCUCCAUCUGGACACCACAGGGCAAGUGUACGUGGGCGGGCACCGGUGGACGACGUGUCACCCUGCAGGACACCCAGCUGAGAUCGUUAUCAGAGAUCGAGAGGAAGGUCCUGUGCAACGUGGCCGUCGCGAAGCUUCAAGCCCUGAAUCUAGGUGUCCACAUCAGACCGCCAACUGAAUCGCUCGGCAGCAGUUCCGUUGUCACGAAGCCUAAGAGAAGAGCUCAUUUGCUCAAGAGGAAAGCUCUCACCACCGGCUUCUUCGACAACAAGGGAAAAGAUGAUAAGGAUAAGGAUUCGGCCGGUGGCCUGGUAUUUGGCAUACCGUUGUCACAGUGUUUGGAGAACGAUAGGAUCGCUAGAAUCGCUGCUGGUGAGGUCUCGGACGUCGGCUGUUUGUCGAGGAGCAGCAGACACGGCAGCAGAACGAGCUUCACUAGUUUAAUCGAACAGACCGUCGCGGCUAAAACCGACGAGGGUGGCUCGUGCGAGUCGUUGUCGUCGAAAGGCGGCGGCGGCGGCGGCGGCGGCGGCGGCGGCACUCUAACUGGAAGUGACUCCGGAGUACUUGAACUGAGCGACAACGGCGGAGGAGGCCCUCCAGGAGAAUGGGACGCGGUUCCGGGCGUGGUCAGACAGUGCAUCAGGCAUCUAGAAAACACCGGUCUUCGGACACUUGGCAUCUUCCGGGUGUCGCCUUCUAAGAAGAGGGUGAAAAAGUUGCGAGAGGAUUUCGAUUGUGGCCGUGAGACUAAAAUCGGGCCUGAUCAAUGUCCUCACGACGUGGCAGCCCUCCUCAAGGAGUUUUUUCGAGAUCUACCCGACCCUCUGCUCUGCAGGGACCUCUACCAAGCUUUUGUACAUACACAAAAAAUCCGUAACAGGCGACUUCAGCAAGAAGCUCUUCAGCAUCUUAUUCAGCUGCUGCCCACGCCGAAUCGCGAGACGCUCUGGGCACUUUUGAACUUUCUCAGCGUAGUCGCGAUGAACAGCGACGAUCAAAAGACCGAGACGGGUGAAUGGAUGCCAGGGAACAAAAUGGACACGACCAACCUUGCCACGGUAUUCGCACCGAAUAUCCUCCACUGUGUCAAGCCCGGACAGAGGUCGGAAGUGUCUGCGGAGAGGGCGGAAGAGAGGAUAGACGUAAUAAAUGUGGUGAGAGCCCUCCUAGAGCACGCGGAGAUGUUAUUUAUGGUACCGGCAGCCCUUCUGGACGAGGUGUAUCUCCACAUGAUGGACACCCAUCCGGCCGAUUUGGAUCUUGCCCUCUCCCGACGCGCUGAAGAGCAAUGCGGGGAUGAGGCGGAUCCGUGUAGCGAAGCCGAAAAUUUCUCGGUCGAGGAGACCCUUACGACGUCACCAACGACCCCAGCCGGAGCGACCAUGUCGACCAGGAAGGUAUGGACCAGGGAACAAUGCCUCCAUCAAACGGCCGGUGUGGGCGGAGAUAUAGGUCCAAGGCCGAGGCGACCGAAGAGGCCGGGGAGUCGGCGGAAAGAGGAAGGCAGGAGUAACAGCGUGGACAGUGGAUCUAGCGAGGAUCCUGCUGACGCACGCAGACGAUCCUCGCCCAUGGUGAUUACCGCCAGUCUCACUAUACCGAUGUCCGGAGCGUUCACGUUGAACCUCGACGAUCCGGACAUUCCUUACAUCGAGGAGACGCCUAAGCAGCCUAGUGCGCCACCGAGGAGGCAAAGGCAGCGAUCGAUUUCCGGUUGCAGUGAAGGCGGAAGACACGGAAGCGAUAGCGCCGUGGGAUCUUCGGCCACGUUGUCCGGUGAUCAGGCGCCAAGCUCUCCUCCGUCAUGGGCGUCGUCGCCACCUGCCAGCCCGGACAGCGCGGUCACCGCUGUCUCAUACAUCCCCGACCAACAGGCCGUCCUCCAAAGGGUGUCGUUCACCACCUCGAGCGAGGUACGUCAGGUGACUAGAUCGAGCAGCAAUCAGGAUACGUCGAGGAGCGCAGCGCCGUACACGCCGAGCAUCACGAGUAUCGGUGGUGCGGUUUUGAGGUCGAAGACCGCGGACAUCGAGAGGAUGCUGCACAUCUCGCGGCCGGAUACUAAUAUCACAGCGUCGCAGCAGAGCAAGACUAGUUCCAGUGGCACCUCAUCCGAGAGCAAAAAGUACACCAAGAGACGUUACACAGACUCGAGGCAUCAAACACGUCACAUCCCCGAUUCCGAUACCCUGGCGGGGAAAAGCACGGUGACGGUUUCGUCGUCGCCCUCGAUGUCUUCUUCGGCUACGACGGCCGGCGCGCAGAGUCAACGAGCCGGGGCGCAGCCAGUCUGGAAACGACGAGAACUCAUCUCCAGCGCGCCCAAGAACAGAGAGGGAUACUUCUGAACGUCCCCGUGGGUGAUCGGAUCAAAUGUCGGAGGAUCUUAAUGGCUAGUUCCUUUUGAAACUCUGUCAGAAAUGCUUCAAGAUCGUUUAGUUGAAAUUGUGUGUGUGUGUCGAUGUUUCAAAAGGUAAAACAUUUUUAUAAAGCACGGCAGAUAUAAAUGUUCGUCGUACACGAUCGAAUGGAAUACAUUUACCGGAAUCGUUUAUAUUGACUGACUGAUAAAAAAAUUUCUGACAACUACAACAUUCUGCCAAUCUAAAAUCUCGUACUCGUUGCUCAGAUUACUUGUGCCUUACGUACACGGAUCGAUAAAAUAUUUUACAAUUAAUUACAGAAUAGUAAAAAUUCGUAAGGAGAAUUUUAAAGACGUAAAAAUGACUGAACGUACGAUUAGGAAAUCGAAAAUCGUUUACGAAAUUAGACCAACACGCGAUGUUUUAUAAAUCUGCAAGAUUAAAGAGAUCCGAACGAAGCAUGGGAUCCGAUCGCCAAAGCAUCCGUGGAAAAUGAAAUAGAAAAACAAUAUACAAUUACUGCCGAUCAGGCGUGGCCUGGCAAAGUGUUCCUCGACACGUUUCUCGGUUCCGGAAGCCGAGAACCCGUGUGCUCGACGUAUCGUAUAUCGUCGUGGGGUGUCUAUUGGUUCCUAGACUACCGUCCUCGCGCUCGUAAAGAUCUCCGUGAUGAAACGCACGACCCUCUACUUAUACACUUCUCUCAAUCCCCCUUUUAUCGUCGUCUUAUCUCACCUCUCGUCUUCUACAAUCUCGCGUCCGCGGUAAAUCGAACGGGAGGAAUUUUCUACCCUAAUUUAUAUGAAAAAAUGAGAAAUGCAACAUCUAUCUCUGGUAUUCUACAAAUGUAACAUUCUGUAGUAGCGACACUGCGUUAGUAGCGAUUUGUAAAUUAUUUUUACUAUUAUUAUUAUUAUUAUUAUUAUUAUUAUUAUUAUUAUUCACUAAACCGGAAAGAAGGAAGCUUCGAGCGUUGAUGAUUCGCGAAAGCGUUGCGCUUUUUGGGUGAUCGAGACGCCGAUGGAAUCCUCGAUGAGCCAAAGUUAAGCAACAAGACUAGUCUCGAGUUCCUCGAAUUCGUGUCGGGCCAUUAUAUCUCUUUAGCCUAGUCUAUUCAGAUCACAAUUUCUCGACCAUUUCUGUAAUGGCCAACAUUUUUUAUGACCCCAAAUUUUUCUUUAUGAAAAUGAUGCAUGGGUAGAGCGAGAAACUGUGAUUUAAUAGAUCAUUCUAACUUUCAUUCGUUUCGAUGGAACGAUGAAUGUAUCUCGUUUCUCAGUUACUAAUACUGAACGACGAGUAACGAGGUCCAUCGAUCGUAGAUUAUUAUUUUUAUACAACAGCUUGACUCGACAAUUUUCAGGAAAAUGAGCUUUUUUUUCUGGGGAUUUCUCUUCUAUCUCCUUUUUUUAAGAAUUGUUCUCUGCGCCCGAGAGGAUAUCUUUCAAACAGUCCGCGUACUGCCGAGAGGGACGCGUGGCCCGAAAGACGCUCUUUUUAUUCGUCAUUUAAGUUUUCAUUUUCAGUCUUUAAGCUAAUAAUAAAUGAAGAUUAAUUUUUUUACCA